This is a messenger RNA of Talaromyces proteolyticus, 665 nucleotides long. RefSeq lists its product as uncharacterized. The coding region runs from base 216 to 665 and encodes 149 amino acids. Lineage: Eukaryota; Fungi; Ascomycota; Eurotiomycetes; Eurotiales; Trichocomaceae. The transcript has 2 exons. The record is from RefSeq and is a predicted model, not a curated record.
GAUAAAAAUACUUUCUGCUUUUGUGACAAUCUCCAAAGGCUUCUAAGGCUCUAUAUUCUCGUUUCCGAGGUAUCGAAGUUGACAUCCUUGAUACUUCCUCUACUAACCGCACUCUCCGCUUUAUAGUCACUUUCGGGCCUUCCCCAUCAGUUAGCGUUCUUCCCAACACCCACAGUCUUCAUUCGCUUUUGUAUCAGUCAAAAAUUCUGGCAAAGAUGUUUUCACGAAUUGCAAAAAACCUUGUAGAUCAUGGACACGCCCGGACAGCUCUCACGGUACUAAUAGUCGGCAAAAUCGUCGCGUUGUUCUUCUACCCACCGGGAGCGACUCAAAUGGAUACCGAUAUGCGUUGGGCCACCAAAAUGGUUGUAUUGGAGUCUGAACGCAUGGAUAUAAUCCAAUCCGAAGUUGCCGAUAUCCAAAAUGCGCAUCGUCUCCAGAAACUCCAAAAGCUCAACGGAACACUUAUAGAAGAUGAGAAAGAAGAACUUGAAAGGUUGAACGAGCGAAUAUCAAAUCAAGAGCAACGAUGGUGGCACCAUCUUACUGCUUAUAAUAAUCACCUAUAUCGAAAACACAAGAACUGUUAUAUUAAGGCGUGGGAUGUCAUUCAAUGCAUCCAACCCACUCAGGAGGAAGUCCAGGCGGCAUUUCCCAAUCACUAG